Paramecium sonneborni is the source of this 1526-nucleotide messenger RNA. The record is from the annotation of a GenBank genome assembly. Lineage: Eukaryota; Ciliophora; Oligohymenophorea; Peniculida; Parameciidae.
AUGAAUUAGCUGAAUGAAUAUUUAGACACAUCUCCAAGAUCUCCUUUGCAUACAACUAAUGUAAACACUUGGUUUAAGAGUAGGUAAAAAUCACUUAAAAAAAGGCAUCAAAAUAAAGUGAAAAAAUAAUAUCUUCUAUUUCCUGAAUAGAUAAAAUAAGAAUAAGAAAUUUAGAAAAUAUUUUAAAAUUUCGAUAGAAAUAAUUCAAGUAUUGCAAAAUUCAAUAAACUAAGAAAACCUUGACAUUACUGAAAUGUAUGAUAUGUUUUAAAAAUAUGGAUUUAAACUUACUGAAGAAUAACUUCUACAAUUCUUUAAAGUUGUUGACAAAGACAAAAAUAGUAUUUUAUUCAUUAAUAAUAGAUGCGUUAAAUUGGAAUGAAUUUAAGAAUUCUGUUUUUGAUGAUUAAGCAUCCAAAAGUAAGAAUAUAUAUUUAAUUAGUAUUUUAUAAUAUAAUUAAAUAAGUUAGAGAACAAGAAUAGAAUGAAUCUCAAUCUGGUUAUAUUCCAUUUAAUUUUAAUGAAAUGAUAAGCUAUUUAAAUUAUUUAGCUAGUAGAGAUGAAUUACAAAAAUCUAUCUAGGUAUUAAUAAUAUUAUCUAAUAGUAAAGUUCAUAGACUACAAAUGAAAAAUUUGAAAAAUAUUUAUCUUUAUUAGAAUUAAAUUAAAUUUAGAUUCAAAGUUAUAAUGAUUAAAAACUAAAUAGUAUAAAUUAAGAAGAAAGAUUGAAUCAAAACUAUAAAGAAGUAGAUUUCACUAAAAUUUAUCAAAAUAAAUAUCAAUCUUCAAAAAGUUCUUGUAAUUUUGUUAAUUAAUAACUAGACUUAAAUGGUAAAGACUUACCUACUCUUCAAAAAUUGAAAUCAGAGAAGAACAGAUCAAAGAAUUCGUUGCUGAAAUUGAAUAAAAGUAGUGAAAGUUCUAUUACAAAUCUUUAGAACUCUUAGAGUAAUUAGUUUAUUUCAAAUUUAGGGAUAUGUUAAUUAAAACAAGAUAAUAAAAGCUUAUUCACUAAGAAAUCUUUACUAAUGAAAUUAAAUUUAUCGCCUAUUAAUUAAAAAGGGUCUUAAGAUAAACCUUAUUUAAAUUUAGAUUUUAAUAAAAUCAAUUAAAACUAUAGGGAAAACCUUCAAAAUUAAUCACAAACAAAUGUAGAUUAAAAUUAUGGAAAAAGUCCUGAUAGAGUUCCAAUAUCAAUAAUAUAAGAAUUACAAAAAUUCUAAAUUUUAUCAGGAUAGUAUAGAUAAUAGAAUAUUUAAAAAUGUCCCUCUGAUUCUGAAACUGGAUAAAAUAUUCCAAAACCUAAAUGUUCUAUAUUGAGAACAUCAACAGAAGUUUUAAAUUAAAGUAAAUAGGUUUCACCAACCAAUAGUAAAUUAUGUACACCUAGGUAAUGGAGAGAUGAAAAAUAUUUAAAUCUAAGAAAAUCUCCUUGUAGACAAUUCUAACAUAAUUUUUCUUAAUAUAAUUAAAAGGAGAAAAAUUUAGACAUAAAUCUUAAAGGAAAAUCUUUGUUAUUUAAAUGA